AUGAGUUCGUUAGAGAGAGGAGUUGAUUGUGUGCAGGAGCAAGCUUGUAAAGCAUUGGAAAGCGCUCUUGGCGGGAAGAAGAUUGAGUUUGAAGACAAAGAGAUCAAGAAAAGAGAAGAAGAAUCCGGAUCCGGUGGCGGUGGCAGUGGCAGUGGAGAAGGAGGAGGAGGCUGGUCUGGAGGUGGUGGUGGUGGUUGGUUCAGUGGCGAUCACUUCUGGAAUGAAGCACAGCAGAUUACCAUUACCCUCUUUGCAAUAUUUUUCGUGUAUAUGAUAGUUGCCAAAGGUGAAGUAAUGGCUGCGUUCGUGUUGAACCCGUUGUUGUACGCCCUGCGAGGCACACGUGAAAGUUUGACUUCUCUUAGCUCCAAACUCACGGGUAUAGAAGUUUCAAAAGCGAAUGGUGAUAACUCAGAGGAGAUGUGGAAGAAGGAUGUCUCUGCUAAAGAAAGUGUUGUCCGGAAAUGGGGAAGUGACUGACGUAUAAAGUUCAUAAAGCUGACUCUAGAAGAAAGACUCCGAGUGCUCUUUUCCUACUGUUUCUUUAAAAAUAUUAAAGACUAGGUCAAAUGUAUCUGUUUUCAGUUUUGUAAUGAAGGAUAUGGAUUCUUUUUUGAACAAGAGUUAGUAUCUUUUUGAGUAUAUCUUAUCUUAUGUAUAAUUUACAUCUCUCAAUCAGGAUCAUUAGUGGCAUAAGCCAUGUAUCAUGCCUAAAUCUAUUUACUGACCUAAUCAAAGAUGAUGAACCCGGAUAAUACAAUGUAGAAAAAUAGAAAUCAUAUGUCGAUAAAUCUCCAAUAUCAAAAUGUAGAAUAUCCUUUCUUGAAUCACACGACCAUGUCACAAGAACUUCAAAUUUUUGAGAAGGAAAAAAUAAUACAAUGAGCCAACUGACAUAGUAGUAAU
Molecule: messenger RNA, 906 nt
Organism: Raphanus sativus (radish)
Lineage: Eukaryota; Viridiplantae; Streptophyta; Magnoliopsida; Brassicales; Brassicaceae
Exons: 3
Coding region: 1-480 (159 amino acids)
Source: RefSeq, a predicted model, not a curated record